UGGGAGCGCUGUCGAUCUCAGCGUCAUUCCGCUCAACAAGUCUACAGGUGUGAAGUCGACGUCGCCUGCUUCAGGACAUUGGGUGUCUGACUAAAUAAUAUAUGGGAAGAAUGACAUGCUGUCUUCUGAUACUACUGUAAACAGUCUCAAUACAGAUACGAAAACAGGUCAGAAGAGGAAAACUCCAGCAAGGGGUCUGUCAGCAGGGGGAGACAUUGAUGCAUCCUUGACACAAAAUCAAGAUGGAUCUAAUGACCUGCAGAAUCAGGAAGAAUAUCCAUGAUAUGAAUAUCCAUCUGCCCAGCCACUCUAGCGCAUUACACAUCAAGGUUCACUUUGUGUAAUACACUGGGGUUUGGGUUUGUGUAAUACACUGGGGUUUGGGGAGCCCCUUCACAUUUUUCCAACUUUGUGUGUCAAAGUUGUACAAUUUAAAACUUCGCAGUGAGCACUUGAUCACCCUGACUUCUGUAUUUGUCCCGUCAAUCUACAUGGCUGUUUUUCACAGAAUGAAAAGCUAUAGCAGAGUAUUUGCUGCUACAUUAGUGACUUGCACUGUUCUUGUGAUCAUUUACUCAACCUUAACCCUGGAGGUGGCUGGAACUCACCGUGAUUUACCAGAUAUUUCUGUGAAGCCUGGCAUUGAUCACCCAACCUUUAGAGUAAGACCUGCUACAGCAGAUGUAAAACCAAACCAAGUCCAAAUUUCUCAUGUGAGGACAUUAGCGAUCCAGGUUUCCCCUGGAUUUAGAAGCGCUAUUCCACAGAGCAGUGCUUUCUGGAACAGGAAACUCCACUCUGGUCUCAAAACGUUGGAUAAGGCAGGGAAUUUGACACAACCAGAUAUCAAUGGCAACAGUACGCCAGAGAGUACAGAGUCUCUGCAGACCAACAUAGCAGAUUUCAAUGCCUACCCGUCACUGUACCAGGAUUUUUUGCGUAGCAUGCAUUUCCGCAGCCCUGACGUUCUGAUUAAUCAGCCUAACAAGUGCACUUCACGUGGCAAGCCUGACCAGGUAACUCUUCUCUUGGGUAUAAAGUCUGUUCCAGGCAAUUUUGAAGAGCGGCAAGCAGUUAGAGAGACAUGGGGGCAAGAAGGGGUUUAUGAAGACAGUUUGCUGGUACGCACAGUGUUUCUCUUGGGACGCAGUGGAUCGGAUGAUCCUGACCUCACACAUCUCUUAUCCUUUGAAGCACAGCAAUUUGAAGAUCUGCUUGUUUGGGACUUUAAGGACUCAUUUUACAACCUCACUCUUAAGGAACAUGUAUUUAUCAAAUGGUCUCUCCAGCACUGUCCUCAGGCCUCCUUUAUUUUCAAGGGUGACGAUGACGUUUUUGUCAAUACAAAAGCUAUUCUUAAAUACCUCAAGUCACUGGAGCCAGCCAAAAUGUCCAAAUUAUAUGUUGGCCAGAUAAUAUCACAAGCCUCACCUCACCGUGAUCCUAAAAUAAAGUACUAUGUCCCACCAACCUUCUAUGAUGGACCCUAUCUACCCUAUGCCGGUGGUGGUGGCUUCGUCUUCUCAGGCGCUCUGCUAGAGUCCCUCUUCAGCAUCUCCCGGUACAUCCCCUUUUAUCCCAUUGACGAUGUCUACACAGGAAUGUGUUUCCAUGCACUUGGUAUACCUCCAGAGAAACACUCAGGGUUCCAGACCUUUGACAUCAGGGAGCAGGACCGGGGGAAUCCAUGUGUGCACAGAGAUCUGCUUGUGGUGCACCGGAGAAGUCCACAGCAGGCUAUACGGCUGUGGCGGAGCAUGAAGAGUCCUCUCCUCAUGUGUUAAAGCCAAUGUCUAGGCUAAGUUUCACUAAAAUGGAGUAGAACGGGUAAUUGGUGAAGAUCAUGUUGUCAUGAGUUGGGACAGUUUGGCCUCUAGAGGCCGCCAAAAAUACUCUUUGCCUGGUGUCUUAUCUUUACUUCCUGUCUUUGUUUUCCCGCUAUUUUCUAAUUCACCUGCUCAUCAGUGAGUCAUGUGACCAAUUCUCCAGUUUCCUUGUCUCCAGUCGCAGUUGUUCCAGCACGCUGGAAUUAACUUUGUGGUUUUUUUUUUCUUUUGGAAAUUUCUAGCCUCUUGUUUAGUUUAACCUGUUGCUGCUUAAGUAAACUUGUUUUUGCCUGCCUUGCUUUUGACACUGACGCAUGCCCUGACACAUGUCUAAUUCAAUUUUGUAUAAUUCAUGUUGUCUGUUCAGCUUCAGAGUUCAGUUUCAGCUUCAGCAUGACAAACAUUUCACUAUUUUUAAUAAUACUGUAUGAAGCACUGUUUUUGUUAUAUUUAAAACGAACGAAAUAACUGUAUACUUGGCAGCACAUUUCAGGUCCUGUCAUCAUUUCUACAUAUUCACUCAGAAAUUCAAAGCCUUUUUCUGCACAUUUCUGUGUCAUAGCUGCUCCAACAGCUGAUGUAUAGGAACAGCAAUAUUUCAGAAAACAUAUCUAGUGAGGAGAAGAUGUGUGUGUGUGUGUAUAUGUAUAUGUAUAUAUGCUCAUACAGCUUCACAAUAUAUCCUCUAUGUACAGUUUUUUUCAUGUGCGAAUAUUUUUGAGGAUGAUUAUUAGAAUAAUCACUGUUCACAUAGACAGGAAUUUGACAACUGCAUUUAGCCCAUCUGCUGUCGCACCAGGGGAUGAGGUGCCUUGCUCAACACUUUUCAUACUGAUCCAGGAGAUCGAAACAGCAACCUUUUUGUCCCAAGACUGCUUCUCUAACCUCUGGCUGUCCCCAAGUAAAUAUUAGGAUUAGGAUUUAGUAAGGAUUUAGGGUAUUUAGUGCCCAACUUUGUAACACAGUUUCAUGUUUGCUGUAUAAUCUAUUCCCAUGCAACUGUAUCUACACUCUGAUCAGUAGUCAUUUGGUAUUUACUCUUUAAAUUGGUCUGUGGAUACCAUUCUGAUGAUAACUGAUCCAUGAAAUUCUAUGUAAUAAUGAUAAUGCGAUUCUGUUGUAUGUUGGUCACAAUGUUCCAAAGGUUAUUCGUAGUCUACCUGUGAUCUUGUCCACUUUUAUUGAGUGUUUGAAAAAAUAUUGUGGUCUUCUGUUGAUGCAAAAAUAUUUUAUCACACUGUAUGUAAGGAUGUAAUAUAGGUAAAGUGCAAGAAUAGAAACUGAGAAUAGAAACAGCAUUUAAAGGUGCAGUCCAUGAUUCUAAUCCCAUACAUGUUUUGUCAGAUUUUGGGAAUUCCUGAAUCCUCACUGUCCUUCAGCUGUCUGUUCAGUGUUUGCACUAAAAAAAGUGCUGGCUCUGUAAAUGGGAAACAAACAUAGUGGCUCAGACCGAGCCAAAAACAAUCCCAGCCAAUCAAAACAAUGCAUCAGCUGCAGGGAGGGGUGUAAUUUGAUUGAAAUAUAAACAAUCUUUCGUGAAACCAAAACGCAGACUGCACCUUUAACUCUGAUACGAACUAUACUACUGCUGCACUACUAUCAAAUGUAUUGCAGUAAACCACAAUUUGUUUUUGUGGAAAACUGUAUGUAAAGUUUACAGCAUCUUAUUUUAGAACUGCCACUCUGCAUGUUACACUGUAUUACAGUUGUAUUAUUGAAAAAUACAACAUUCAGGGAGGAUAUCAGGUCUUGGACAAUCAUUUCCGUCCAAAUCAAACAGGGUUAACCAAAAUGGUCUGGAAGCACAGCCUAAAUCGGGAUCUCCUUAACCUGUUUGAUUCGGAAGUACAGCCUAGAUCGGGAUCUCCUUAACCUGUUUGAUCCGGAAGUACAGCCUAGAUCGGGAUCUCCUUAACCUGUUUGGUCUGGAAGCACAGCCUAGAUCGGGAUCUCCUUAACCUGUUUGGUCUGGAAGCACAGCCUAGAUCGGGAUCUCCUUAACCUGUUUGAUCCGGAAGCAAAGCCUAGAUCGGGAUCUCUUUAACCUGUUUGGUCUGGAAGCACAGCCUAAAUCGGGAUCUCCAUAAACUGAGCUUUUAGAGCUUCCAUGUUUAGAUCGUAACAUGAAUUAAAAACAUAUGAUCUUGAGAAACAA
Messenger RNA from Clupea harengus (Atlantic herring), 3981 nucleotides. It is a transcript of the gene b3gnt2l, whose product is annotated as UDP-GlcNAc:betaGal beta-1,3-N-acetylglucosaminyltransferase 2, like. The record is from RefSeq and is a predicted model, not a curated record. Lineage: Eukaryota; Metazoa; Chordata; Actinopteri; Clupeiformes; Clupeidae. Gene Ontology annotation, biological process: poly-N-acetyllactosamine biosynthetic process; protein O-linked glycosylation. Gene Ontology annotation, molecular function: protein N-acetylglucosaminyltransferase activity. Gene Ontology annotation, cellular component: Golgi membrane.